This is a messenger RNA of Fulmarus glacialis (Northern fulmar), 517 nucleotides long. RefSeq names its product glutamate-rich 2 (gene ERICH2). Lineage: Eukaryota; Metazoa; Chordata; Aves; Procellariiformes; Procellariidae. The annotation marks the transcript as partial. The transcript has 4 exons. The record is from RefSeq and is a predicted model, not a curated record.
ACAACGUACAAGAUCUGGUGAGUUUCAGGUGUAUGCUUCAAGUGACAGAUGUUUGUCGCAAGAGACGCGGUUCAACAUUCAGAGUCUGCGCUACUUAGGCCAGGAUGAAAAAGAAUCUAGGAACAUUAAGAAAGCACUCAGUAAUGAACUUGGUGAUGAAAUUGAGCCAAAUACUAUUGAAAAUCAAAAUAAUGAUGAGCUACUGGGAGAAAUAUCAGAUGAUGAAGAAGAAAGUAACAAUGAGCAAAGUGAAAAUGAAGAGGGAAAACUUACUGCACCAAUAGAAUUGUUGGGAGACAUUGCAGUUCUGAUCUAUGAACCAGAAAAUACUGAGGCCAAGCAGUUUUUUCCACUUUUUGAAGAAAAGAAGAAGCACAGAAAAUUGCUAGUGGGGAGAGUGAAGAUGAUGAAGAAACAAGUGAUGAAAGCAGAUGAUAGCAACACAAAGAGUACUAGCUGCUCAAAUAGCAAUGAUGAAGAAAAUGAAGAAAGUUCUGAUGAUUCCGAGGAAAAUUAG